Molecule: messenger RNA, 5563 nt
Organism: Pseudonaja textilis
Lineage: Eukaryota; Metazoa; Chordata; Lepidosauria; Squamata; Elapidae
Source: RefSeq, a predicted model, not a curated record
GAGGAUGAAGCCGAAGAAGAGUAAAGCCGGGCCGGGCCGGGCCGCGGCCGUCCGUCGUCGAAAGGCUCUCAGCGAUGUUUCCCCUUCUACCAGUUUACCACCUCUUGUGGAAGGGCAACUCCGCUGCUUCCUCAAACUGACCAUUAGCAAAAUUGUAUGGAUGGUCGCCAAACCGCCAGCAUCGUCCCUUGUCCGGCUAAGAUGGUGGGGAGAAACUAGCAACGGCACCAUCUUCGUUCCCCAGGAUGCUUCCCAGCCAGAGCAGAAAAUUCUGAACACCACCACCUGCUACCCGGUGCGAUGUGGGCCCAAACAAUUCGCCUCCUACCUGUCAGACAUGGGGGCCCUUAUCCUGGAAGUGAUGACCAAGUCCGACCAUCUUCCCGUUGGACGGGUUGAAAUCAAGGGGCUGGCCCUGCUCUCUCCGAGCCACCCCAUCCGUGGGGAUUUCCCCAUCCUUUCGCCGACCUCUGAAAAGAUGGGAGAACUGCAGGUAUCCCUGUUCCUGGAACCUCUCGCCGAUGAGUACGAAUGCAACCACACCGUCCACAACACAAACGUGAACAAAGAGGCUGCAGAUCUGAGCCCGUCCCUCACUCCGUUCCAGCUCCACAGACCAUCUGGCACCCACGUCCACGGAAGGGAGUCCCUGGGCAGCAGCAGAGCGGGUACUCCAAGGGGGAAAGAUCACCUGUAUUUCCAGGAGAACUCGGAGAAUAUCCAAAGAAGUAUUGGUGGGUCUCACCCACACCUGAAUUACAUCCUGAGCGCCAAGGAUCCCAAGCCACCAAAAAUGUUUCCCAACAACUCUGAUCCAGAGGCACAAAUCAAGCCAGGCAAGGAAAGCACAAGGCCUGUCCGUGUCCUUCCUUGCAACAGCCCAGCUACGAAAGAUCUCCUCGCAGACCUUUUGGAUCGAGGGAACCGGCUGCGCAACGCCAUGGCUGUGUCCGUCAUGACAUCUAAUCCGGAUCCCGUCAUCGAACGCUAUGAGGCUCAACUUCCUGCAAAGCCGGGCCUCUACCGCCAAUCUGGAAAAACUCUGAAGAACUCUGGCCUUACGUGUGAAGAUUCUUUUCAGCCAUGGUCUGAAUGUUCAGAAUUCGAUUUGGACGCUGAAAAGAAAGCGGUCGAGCUUCUGCUGGGCGGUUCUGAUUUAUCCCCGGAUCAUCUCUUGGAUGGGGCCGGCUCCCCUCCCGGAUCUCUUUCCCCUUUGAGUCACUUGUGUGACAGUGAAUUGAAUGACCCACAUUACGACCAGAGUCUCUUGGAAAAUUUGUUCUACACGGCUCAGAAAAGUCUUACUUUGGACACAUUGGGCCGUUCCCCUGCUAAACCCCUUCCUGGUGAGGCCUUCCCAGGGACCCCCGACGAAACCCGAGCUGUCCAUUUGAGCCUCGACAGGCUGGCCACGCUGGGCCGGAUCCGCUUAGCCAGAGUGGUGAUUGAGACCCUAAGAGGGGUCCCCCGCGAGGACAGCGCUCAGAGUACCCCCAAUCAAAAGAGCCCCCGUGGGAAACCCCCCAGGCCAGCUUUGGCUAAGAAGAGGACCUUCUUUGUCGAGUAUCGCUUUCCAGUAAGAACUUCAAAGAACGGGGUAGGCCAGACGGCCGUGACUACGGAAAUGGUUCGCGUAGCUUCGAGUAGAUACUCAGCAGACGGGGUGAAGUUUGAGCAAUGCUACGUAUUCCCUGUCCGCUUCAGUGGCUCCAUGAUCACCCAUUGGUGGACGUCGUCCCUCGAGUUUAACGUGUUUUUGAAAAAAGGCACCCAAAGGAAGCCAGCGCUGGUCGGCGCAGCGGCCUUUCCCCUGCGCGACGUCCUUCGGUCUGAGGAUUUAUUCGUCAGCCGUGAAUUGCCGGUGAAAGAAGAUGGUGUCCCAGGCCCAUUAGGGCCUUUACAGGUAUCCGUGGAGCUUGCAGCUGCUAGCAAAGACGUCUCCAACCUCAAAGCGAGCAGCGUGUCCCCGAGAGCCGCCGUCGGCUCCGUCAGGGACCAGGGCACCAUUUUUCAGGACGCCGACAGGAGCCCCUGUUCCACCAGAAGCCCUCAAAGCCCCUGCAAAGCCCCAGUGAGAAGCGAAGCUCCUUUGCCUUCCGCUUUUCAGACGUCCCCCAAGGAUGGGGCUCGGCCGCUGGUCCCCCGGCCCGUCUCCCGCAACCUCCUGACCCAGAUGAGCGCCUCCUCGGAAGAGGAAGCUAUGCUGCUCCACGUCCUUCUGAUGGUCUCGGAAGGGCAGGUCGCUCUUCCUCCCAACGGCGGGCCGGACAGCUCUUGCAACCUGUAUUUAAUCUGCAAGCUCUUCAGCACCGAAGAAGCCACGAGGUCCCCCAUCGCCUGGGGGACCUCGCGACCCGCCUUCCAUUUUUCCCAGAUCACCCCGGUUGCGUUGACGUCGAAACAUUUGGAGCGGCUGAAGAACAACGUCAUGGUGAUCGAGGUGUGGAAUAAGGUGCUCAGCCCCGGAGGGGACCGACUGCUGGGACUGGCCAAGCUCCCCCUCCAUCAGUUCUACAUUUCGUUCAAAGACCCCAAGGUUUCCAGCCUGCUUCUCCAGGCUCAGUAUCCAGUGCUGGCGGUGGACGGCCCCAUGCCGGUGGUUGACGUCUUCUCCGGCCAAAAGAAUGGCAGCCUGAAGACCAUCUUAGCCAUGGGAUCGGCUGACCAGGUGUUGGCGCUGCAGAGGCUCAAGAAGGAUGAAGGGCCGGCAUCUCCCGCUGUGCUGCGCCCACUGCACGCCCUGGAUCCUCUCCCUGCACCCUCCCCUGAGCGGUCAAGCAGGGAGAAGGCAGGCCUGGUGGAACAUACCUUUGAGGUCCACAUUGAAGGGGUCCAAGGCCUAACGCCCCUCCAGACCACCGUCUGGGGAGAAGCGGACUGUUACAUCCAGUACCACUUCCCAGUUCAGAAGUCAGAAUCCGAGACGCUCCGCCGUGCAGAGCUAAGCGAGAAGGACCUUGAGUUGAAGGCUUUCCGCACCUCCACCGCUUUGUGCGUCCCCGAUCCCACCUUCCGCGAUGAGCACCACCACUCUCUGCUGGUCCCGGCUGACGUCCCGGUUCAGCGGCUGCUGCUCGGGGCUUUCUCUGCCCAGAGCGUAGCGGGAGAAGGAGGAGGGAUUCAUUUCGAAAUCUGGUGCAGGUACUACUACCCGAAUGUCCGAGAUCAGAUGGUUGCCAGGGCGAGCUUGCCCCUCUCGCGCCUCUGCGCCAUGGUCACCAUGCAGCACCGUCAGGAAGUGGGGAUCCAGACUUUUCACCUGCCUAUCAUGCCAAGAAUCAGCAGCUCAGGAGAGCUCCAUCCUCAGUCCUCAGGUCUGUUCCAAGUGAGCGUGAAAUACCGACGCAGCUUGAAAACCGCUGUGAACAUCCUAGAAGCUCAGACCGUUCCCAUCUCCGUCCAAAUCCACGCAGCGUGUGGCUUGCAAGCGGCAGCCAGGGCCCUAGCCGAGAAGCAUCCUCCGCUCCAAUACAGUGCCGAAAUCGGCCUCAACACCUACGUGUCGAUACGCCUCCCCUUCUCUCCUGGGGCCGAGCAGCGCAGGACACGGACCGUGGCUCGCUCCUUCUGCCCCGCCUUCGAGCAUCACGUGGAGGUGGCCUGCCGUCUGGUGGUUCAGAGGAGCAGCGGGGAAGCCUGCUGCCUUGGGGAACUCUUGCAGCAGUCGGAGGUCGUCUUCCACCUCUACCACCAGCCCCUGAACUCAGCUCCAAGGGAAACUUUCAAAGAUUGCGUGCUGGGAACCGUCCGAGUUCCUACCAGAGAUCUGCUGAUUCGGAGAUCAGGGAGUACUCGUCUUGCAGAGCAGGGAGUAACGUCACCCUGUAGCUACUACGUGUCUUUCGUGGCCACUGAUGUCGAUAACCCCAUCACCACCUCAACAGUAGAAAACACAGAUUCCCCUGUUUGGGACUUUCAGCAGCAGACAAGACUCUCCAAUGAACUCCUGCUGGAUUCCCAGAAAACUCUGGUCUUCAAAAUAUGGCAUAAAGCAGACGUCGAACGGGUGAUAGGAUUCGCCUCCGUGGACCUCUCCCCGCUGCUGUCCGGCUUCCAGUACAUCUGCGGCUGGUACAACAUCACCGACCUUAGUGGGCAGUGCCGAGGGCAGGUCAAAGUUGCCGUCUCCCCGCUCGAAAGCGUCACUCACCUGAGAGAAGAAAGGCAGGCAAGAAGAAGCCGCCAGGCGAAGGACCCGUAUCCUUCAUUCCCAUCCUUCUCCACGAGAGCCACCCCCAGAUUUUCAGGUUCUCCGUGGAAGAAUCUGGAAGCUUCCAGUCAUGCGAGAAAAAACCUGGACGAGCUGGACGAGAUCCAGAGGUAUUUCAGCGGAAAACUCACCAAACCUCUGACAGACUUGAAUGCUCCUUGCAACACUGCAGAGGGUCUUGACAUCCAGACACCUUUCUCCAGGACGGUAAAUCUAGAAGAGGACCACCUGCAGAAGAAACCCAUUCAUCAAGUUUCUCAAGUUGGCAGCCAGAGUGUCGAUCGACGGACGACAAGCCACCCUGAAGAGACCUCACGAGGCCAUGGAGACGGUCACAGAUUCUCCAGCGCGGACCGGGCCCUCCGCGGGCAGGAAAAUGGCGCCACCAGAGCCCAGGUGCUCCAAGCCCCCUCAAGCAAUGAAUUCUGGGACGCCGGGGUAGGUGAAGAACCCGUAGCUGAUUUCAGGAAGUCCCCUUCUGCCGAAGACACGCGGGAUGGAUUCUUUGACCCCGCGGACUCCCCCAAGGCCCCUCCCUCGGGAUUCCUACCUGGGAUCCGGAGGGAGGAAGACUCCGCUCAGUCCCUCAGCGAGGAAGAGUACGAGGAGGCCAUCGUGGAACCGAGAACGCUGAACGAAAUCACCGCCGUGACGGACAAAACCAGUCCCUGGUCCAGCUUCCUAUCUGAAGGCGAGCCGGAGCCAGUCCACCAGGCCCAAACGGCGAAGGGCAGGGACUGUUCACCGACGGAGAGGACCCUCGGAAGGAGCUCCGUGUCCGACGUGAUCCAAGAGGGUCCUUCGAGCGCGUCCAGCCUCGCUGGAUCCAGAAACAGCCCUUUCAGAGAAGAAGACGGGGACAACGACGCUGAGGGAGAAGAGCCACAACUUGAAGCUGAGGAAGUAGAACCACAACUUGGAGCUGAGGAGGAAGACCCAUCAACCGCGGGGCAGGUGGAAAUCCAAAAGGUUGGCCGAGAAAGAUCAACGGAGGUCAAGGAAGGAGGACCUCCCGAGGCCUCCUCCACGCGCAACGGUGGAGGAGACUUUGCGAGAGCACGGAGGAUUGCUCCAGGAGCGACAGAAGGAAGAGGAAACCGGCCCAGAGACCCCCAGCAGGAAGAAGGAACGAAUGGGAAAGGAGAAGAGGACCUCCAACUCUGCCCCCCCUUGCAGGAGACCGAGGCCUCCUCUGAGGAAGAGGACGAAGACCCGCCGGAAGAGUUCAACGCGCCCGUCGUCCCACUAUCCGAGCCGAUUAUGGUGCCCAAUUUCUUCCUUCCUCCACAACAUCUGGAAGUGUCCAUGAGGCUUCUCAGCGCUUCCUCCUCUCCCCUGGCAGCUGCUCAUAAA